AUCACGGCAACAUAGACUCCGGCGAGGACCGGCACUUCCCCAUCAAAGAAGAAGAAGAAGAAGAAAGCAAUCUCCGGUUCCUGCUCGCUACGAUGAUCAUCAGCUGCCGUGGAAUUGGACGCUCAAUCCCGAGCUUGCGAGCCGUGAUUCUGUUAUCGAUACUACUGCAAAUCUCAGAGCUUCCCUCUUCCUUUUCUGCCUCGUCGUCGUUGGACAGCUUCUCGGUGACAGAUGGGAAGGUACUGGAACUGGACGAGUCUAAUCUGGACACCGCGAUCGCAUCCUUCGACUACAUCCUCGUCGAUUUCUAUGCCCCUUGGUGCGGCCACUGCAAGCGGCUCUCCCCCGAGUUGGAUGCAGCUGCCCCUGUUCUUGCUGGGCUCAAACAGCCUGUGGUGAUAGCAAAAGUAGAUACUGACAAGUAUAAGCGGGUCGCCGUCAAACAUGAUAUCGAUGGUUAUCCGACCCUCAAACUGUUUAUGCAUGGUGUUCCGAUGGAGUACCACGGGCCCAGAAAAGCAGAUUUGCUGGUUCGCUUUCUAAAGAAAUUUGUCGCUCCUGAUGUCUCUGUUCUCGAUUCCGAUGCUGCGAUAGGUGAAUUUGUUGAAACUGCUGGUUCCAGUUUCCCAUUGUUCAUUGGUUUCGGUUUGGAUGAGUCGGUGUUAUUAAACCUAGCGAGAAAGUAUAAGAAGAAGGCAUGGUUUUCUGUGGCAAAGGAUUUCUCCGAGGAUGUCAUGGUCUCGUAUGAUUUUGACAAAGUUCCUGCUCUUGUGGCCAUCCAACCCAGCUACAACGAGAGGAAUAUCUUUUACGGUCCCUUCGAAGAAAAAUUCCUUGAGGACUUUGUGAAGCAGAACUUUCUGCCCUUGUCCGUGCCAAUAAAUUCAGAUACGCUGAAGUUACUGAGGGACGAUGAUAGGAAAAUUGUCCUGACAAUCGUGGAAGAUGAGACAGAUGAUGCAUCGAGGAAGCUGGUGAAAUUGCUGAAGGCAGCUGCAUCUGCAAACCGAGACAUAGUGUUUGGUUAUGUUGGGGUUAAACAAUUCGAGGAGUUCACCGAUUCUUUCGGUUCUACGAAGAAGACAGAGCUACCGAAGAUGGUGGUGUGGGAUGGAAAUGAAGAGUACUUCACAGUUAUUGAUUCUGAAGUCAUUCACGAGGAGGAUCAGGGAUCUCAGAUCACGAAAUUUCUUGAAGGAUAUAGAGAAGGCAGGACGGUCCAAAAGAGAAUCAGUGGCCCGUCUCUCAUGGGCUACAUCAAGUCAUUGAACAUGGGAGUCAAAAUUGCGUACAUUAUGGUCUUUUUGGUCAUAAUUGUGAUGAUUGUGAUGGGCUUCUGUAUGGAUGAUGAACCUCUGCGAGUUGGAACAAGGGACCAGGCUGAUCAAGGGACCAGCUCUGCCUCCGAGCCCGAGAGGAGGGAGUACAAAUCCGGGGACAAGGAAGAUUAGAAAAAUGAUCUGGAUACCACCACGACUCUUCUUUCUCAUCCUCACCACUGGAUUUGCAUCCGGGAGAUGGGAAAUUCAGAAGCUGAGAGUUCACUGCUGCAGAUUGAGGUUGAAGCUGCAAGGAAGAGAAUCACAUGUCGUCGGCAAUGUAUGAUUUUCUAUACAUUAUGGCAUGCUGAUUUAUUGAUGUUUUAAUCCAUAUCCUUUUGCUUGUAUGGCGACUCCUAGGACCCGUCCGACGUUUUUUUGGGUUCCCUUUCUAAUUUAUUCGUGUUAGUCUGUAGUCGUAAAUGUUCUCAAUGGAGGAAUGGUAGCUCACUUGUUGAACGUUCCUUCACAUCCGUGGGCUGAGGUAAUGGAAAGCAGAGAAACACAGUUGAGAUGUAACUUUCAGGCUCGGUGUUGAAUUUUUACUUCAGCCGGACUUCCUGGCA
Punica granatum (pomegranate) is the source of this 1885-nucleotide messenger RNA. NCBI's taxonomy places the organism in Eukaryota, Viridiplantae, Streptophyta, Magnoliopsida, Myrtales, Lythraceae. The record is from RefSeq and is a predicted model, not a curated record.